AUGGACUGUCAGUUAGAAGCAUCCCUGUUUUCACGUCUCCAAUCUGCCCUACCUCCCAAUAUUGUCGCAACUGUAAACAACACGACUCCCGAGUCUCUGAAGCAUGUUACGGACAACGUCGAUUUUGCUGGCAUACACUCAAACCUCCUUACAGAAUUCCAGCACGUCCAAGGUGUCACAUGCGCCCAGUAG
This is a messenger RNA of Laccaria bicolor S238N-H82, 192 nucleotides long. RefSeq lists its product as uncharacterized. The coding region runs from base 1 to 192 and encodes 63 amino acids. The transcript has 2 exons. NCBI's taxonomy places the organism in Eukaryota, Fungi, Basidiomycota, Agaricomycetes, Agaricales, Hydnangiaceae. The record is from RefSeq and is a predicted model, not a curated record.